UUGUUCAGCCCGACACGAAGCUAACAGCUAACACUGACUGUGAAGAUGUCGUCAGACCGACACACGGAACGACGCUUGCGCCGCUAACCUCUCACCUGGUUGUCUUAGUUAACUCGGGUUAGCUCUGAUAAACCCGGUUUAGCUCUGGGUUAGCUGUCCCGCUCCGGGCUUUAUGUCCUUGCUGUUGUGGAGGAGGACGGGCUAGCUCGUCGCUUAGCCCCGUUAGCAUGUUCCAGCUAAUUGUCCAGUGUUAUUAAUGUUGGUAUCGCUAGCCGAGCUCUGGCUGUUAGCUUCUGGUUAGUGUAAUUCUAUGGAAGUAGCAGGUUAGAUGGGGAGCUAGCCUCUCUUUAUUUAAUCCUGUUAGCUGCUGGUUGUUGUGGUUAGCUAACUUGUUAGCCUAUGUGUUGUUAUUUUACAUAUCCCGGGCUGUUUCCAUCAUGUGUUGCCGUGUACAGACCACAGAGCUUGUUCCUGUGGCAAAAUGUCGCGUUAAUGCUUCGGUUCUUUUAGCUAACAGAGCUAAAGUUAGCUGUUGCUAGCGGGAGUCAGAUGUCUUUGUUUCCAUCUGCAGCUGUUAGUUUAUGAUGUGAGAGCAGGUUAACUCUGUUAGCUUAGUUAGUAGGUAGACUAUAGUAGAUAGGACAGUUUGUUCAGGGUUUUACUGUUUGUGAGUGUGGCAGAUGCUAAGCUAACAGAAAAAUCAGUAACACAGGCCUCAGAUCAGUGUUUAGUUUAUUAUAUUUCAGAGUUGUAUCUAAUGUAUGGCUGAUAUGCAGCUGUCAGUGCACUGACCAUCAUCAUCGCCAUCACUAAAGGCCGGCAGCAGGUGGAAAUAUCAGGGUUACUAUGGCCCUCACAUCAGGCUGCAGGCAGAGCUGCUCAGCGUGUGUCGUCUACCUGCUUAUACUGUCAGGAUGCAUUGCUGCAUCUCAAAGGAACGACAACGUCUAUGUAUCAGGAAUCUCUAGCGCUUGCAGCGACGUCGCAGAGCUCCUGCGGGCGUCCAGUGGUAUCAUCACCAGCCCUGGCUGGCCCUUCCAGUAUCCGGCCAAACUGAACUGCAGCUGGAACAUCAGAGCCCGACCCGGAGACACCAUCACCAUCAGUUUCCAGGACUUUGAGCUGCAGGGUUCCCAUCGUUGCUCCUCAGACUGGAUGUCCAUCAGCAGCUACAGGAGCCUUGAUGGACUGCGGGUUUGUGGGUCCUCCCUGCCGCCACCCUACAUCUCGUCUCAGGAUCACGUCUGGAUCCACUUCCACUCUGAUGACAGUCUGACAGGAAAAGGCUUUAGACUGUCGUACAUCACUGGUAAACCAGAGGCAUCCAGCUGUGACGUAGACCAGUUCCACUGCUCUAAUGGGAAGUGCAUCCCAGACUGGUGGCGCUGUAACUCCAUGGAUGAGUGUGGUGACAAUUCAGAUGAGGAGCUGUGUGUGGACUCUCCCUUCUCCUUCCAGCCCUGCAGCCUGAACCAGUUCCCAUGUCUGUCCCGCUACACCCGCAUCUACACCUGCCUUCCACACAGCCUGCGGUGCGACGGGAGCAUCGACUGCCAGGAUCUUGGUGAUGAGAUUGACUGUGAUGUUCCCACUUGUGGAGAAUGGUUGAGGAACUUCUACGGCUCCUUCAGCUCUCCAAACUACCCCGACUUCUACCCUCCAGGAAGUAACUGCACCUGGCUGAUCGACACCGGAGAUCACAGAAAGGUCAUUCUGAGGUUCACUGACUUUAAACUGGAUGGGACGGGUUACGGUGACUACGUGAAGGUCUAUGACGGUCUAGAGGAGAACCCUCGCCGUCUCCUCAGGGUGCUGACUGCCUUUGACUCAAGAGCGCCGGUUGCUGUGGUUUCAUCAUCUGGUCAGCUCCGAGUUCACUUCUAUGCGGACAAGAUCAACGCUGCCAGAGGAUUCAACGUCACCUACCAGGUGGAUGGGUUCUGCCUGCCCUGGGAGGUUCCCUGUGGGGGGAACUGGGGCUGUUACACUGAGCAGCAGCGGUGUGAUGGAUACUGGCACUGCCCCAACGGUCGGGAUGAGGUGAAUUGUUCCUCGUGUCAGGAGGACGAGUUCCCCUGCUCCAGAAACGGAGCGUGUUACCCUCGAUCGGACCGAUGCAACUAUCAGAACCGCUGCCCCAAUGGUUCUGAUGAAAAGAACUGCUUUUUCUGCCAGCCUGGGAACUUCCACUGCAAGAAUAAUCGCUGUGUGUUUGAGUCGUGGGUCUGUGAUGCUCAGGACGACUGUGGUGAUGGUAGCGAUGAGGAGAGUUGUCCUGUCAUUGUUCCCACCAGAGUCAUUACUGCCGCUGUUAUCGGCAGCCUCAUCUGUGGCCUCCUUUUGGUCAUCGCCCUCGGCUGCACCUGUAAACUCUACUCACUGCGCAUGUUCGAACGCAGGUCUUUUGAGACCCAGCUGUCCAGAGUGGAGGCGGAACUACUGAGGCGGGAAGCCCCACCCUCUUAUGGUCAGCUCAUCGCCCAGGGACUGAUCCCACCUGUGGAGGAUUUCCCAGUGUGCUCUGGGAGCCAGGCAUCUGUCCUGGAAAACCUCCGUCUGGCUGUCCGUUCUCAGCUUGGUUUUACCUCCCUCAGACUCCCUUCCUCCAGUCGUCAUAGCAACCUGUGGCGCCGACUCUUCACCUUCUCGCGGUCACGACGGUCCGGUUCUUUGGCUCUGGUCUCUGCAGACCUGGAGGACAGUGCUGGCACUGGGAGCACUGGGAGUUCUGGUUCAGACCUACUCUCUCCGGACUCUGACGACACAGAUACAGAGGGGGAGCGGGGGAGGGAGCGAGGCGUGGGCGCAAUGGGUGGGCCUGUUGCCCCGCUCCCCCAGAAAACCCCACCUUCCACUGCUGUGGAGGCUGUCGUAUCAGUGACGACGUCUGCAACCUCUAUGACCCCAACACCAGGCCGAGAUCGAUGCCGCGACCGGCCCAGGGAUGCCCCGCCCCCUUCCAGCCCCAUCACCAUGGCAACAUCCAAUCCAGAUCCUGAAUGUCACAGUGAUGCCUCAGAGCUCCAGGCCCUGCCCACCUCUGCCUUGCAUCGUCUGGCCCAGAACCUGCACCGUCUUGCGAGGAACCUGACCAGAACCAGUCAGAACCAGCAGAACCAGACCUGGACCAAUCACAGCCCACUCCGCCAACUGGAGACAGGAAGAAGCGGGCCCGAAGCUGCAGAGCGACGAGGGAGCAGAGAUGAAGAAGAAGAUGUGGAGCUUCUGAUCCCUGUGUCCGACUCUGACUCUUCCUCAUUGAUCAGUGAUGUCCAACAACCACUGCUGGAGCCACACCCCUCCUCCACUGCAGGCCACGCACCCCGCCAUCACAGAGGAAACAGUGGUCGAGGAGGGCGGGAUGGCCCAUGUGAACACUGCGGGAUGGUCCACACAGCACAGAUCCCAGAUGCCUGUCUGGAGGCCACGGGCAAGACAGAGAGCAGUGACGAUGAGCUGCUGCUGCUCUGCUAACAGGCUAACCUGCAGGGCUUACAUGCUAACCGACACACUAAUAGUACGAAUACUACCCUGACCCAACAUCUAAAGUUAGCUAACAUGCUAGCUGACACGACUUACACUGUUAAGACUAUCCUGCCCCUACACCUCCAGUUAGCUAACAUGCUAACUGACUGGCUAACAAUAAUACUGCCCUGGCCCCUACAUUUCAAAUUUUAGACAGCUAGCCAACAUGCUAAGACUUCAGAGUAGACAACUGCUAGCCAACAUGCUACCACUUCAGACUGGACGACUGCUAGCCAACAUGCUAACACUUAAGACUAGACAACAGUUAGCCAACAUGCUAACACUUUAUGCUGGGCGACAGCUAGCCAACAUGCUAACACUUCAGACUGGACAACAGCUAGCCAACAUGCUAACACUUCCGACUGGACAACAGUUCGCUGUAAUUUAAAACCUGUUAGCAUGUUAGUUGGACUAAAAGUUAGUGCUCAGCAGGUUUUGGCCUUGAGUUAUGUAGGAGAUAACCAAUCAGAGACUGAGGGGAGUGAUGUCACUGAUUGGAUACUGAUGUUGGUAUGAAAACUCUCCCAUGUUGUUCCCCUGGUCCGUCCCUUAAAAUGCUCCCCUCCUCCUCGCAGGCGGACGUCCUGCUCGUUGGUACGACUUCCUGAACAAUGACUGGUACGACUACAAACUGAGUCCUGACUGAGCAAAGUGAAGAUUCCCUGAUCAUUGAUCCAGGAACCUUGUCUGCCUCUGAACUGUCGAUGUGCUGGACUCCUGCCCCCCUUUAAAGGAAAUGCUUAGAAUAACAUCAUAUGACCGAUGGAGGUAGCCAAAGAUAGUUGCCAGGUGCUACUACACCGAGGUGAUUCCCCCCCCAGGUGUAGUAGUUGUGAGUUUAACUACAGGUCUCACUUUGUGCUGUUCUUACCUAAACUGAAUUUCAUCGCUCUUCUCUGAGCUACAUCUCUCUUCCUCCUCCUCCUCCCGAAGUGGUCAUCUCUCUGAGCUGGAUCACUGUCCUCAGUCUGUCUCUUGGUGGUCCCUCUUCUCUUUUCUCCAUGCUCUGUUCUGUCCCUGUUCUCUGACUCCUCAACUUCAUCUGUCCUCUUAAUAACUUUAUAAAAAAUCAAACUGGUCCUGAGGAGGGCCAGGCUCUGAAACCAUCAUCAGAUAGGUGAGGUUUUUUUACUCUGUGAAAUUAUGAUUUUCGUUUUUAUCCUAUUUUGUGAUGAAACCACGUUCACAUGACACCGCAUGACAUCACAGCUGGAUCUGCCUCACGCUUUCUAUUCAGAGUAGUGGCUGGUAAAAGGCUCAGCAUCGUACAUUUCACAAACCACUCAUUUCACUGUUGUUAAGCUUGACCUACAGAUACGGUCUGAGCCAGUUAGUCUGAGACCACUGCCUCACCUCAGUGACGUUACUUGUCUGAGGACGAACAUUGACAUUGAUCACACUGACCUGUGAGAAGGCUCAUGGCCUAAAGAGGGGGAGUGUUGUCCAGGGUGGAGUCUCAUUCUGCAGCAGUGCAGGUGUUGACUGAUCACUAUCAGAUGUCACUGAACGUGGGCAGGAAUUAUAAAUACUAGAUUUGCAGGAAUUACUCAAUCCUGCUCUGAAAUUCUAGACCUGGUUCUCAGUCCAGAGCACAUGAAAUCCAGACUCAUGAGGGUUUAAGACUCAAAAAUCUCAACUCAAUGGUUCUUCUGAGCUUUCACUCGUUUUAACCCUGAGAUACUGACACUGUAAUGUACCAUACAUAUAUAUACCACACUAUAUAAUUUUGUUCAGUUUCCAUUGAAGAGCGUUGAGGAGGUACAGGAUGAGAUGAACAUUAGUCAAUCAGGUGAAUCAAUACUUGAUCACUAUAGCAAUUGCUAAGCAACCACCUGCAGAUGUCAGUGAGCACCUUCCUGCUGACGGCUCCACACCUGAUUAUUGAUCAGCUACAGCUUUGAAAAAUCAUGUGGUGCGUUUCAGAUGUCAUGAUCAGCUGGAGCUCAAAGAUAUACAUGUACUACAAACUAGAAAAUCUACUACAUGUUCUGGUUUAACAUCCUGUCCCCUCUUCUGUAUUAGUUCAUGAAGAACAUCACAAAUGUAAUUUUCACUAAUCAGUCCUAUACUUUAUAAAACAUUUCAAACCACAUCAUUGGUACCACUGACACUAUUGAUAUCAGUGAGCUGGUCCCACAGACAGCUGAUGUUGGCGUUAGCUGGGCUACCUCUAUCAGUCAUGUGAUCCUGUUCAUGUCAAUUGUAGCGGUCCCUGCAGUCUUCUGUGCUGUCGGUUCAGGUUCCUAUUUGGUUCCCCCUGUUGUUUGAUGUUUCUACCUGUUCAGGUUUUUGACUGGUUCUAAAGGGAAGGCAAGGAUCUAGAUUGACUGUUCUCCAAGACAGAGGUCUAGAGCUGUUGGUUGUACAGGUCCAGGAGUUUUCUUGAUCCUGUUACAGAGAACGUUCUAGAUCUGAUGAUCUUAAAAUAAUCGAGAUUAUUCCAUAAAGAGAGGACGUUUUUAUGUUUGAAAAGUCAAAGGUCACGACUUGUUUACAUUUAUUAUUCAACAUAAAUGAGUCAAAGUUAUAAUAGACUUUGGAGGAGUCUGGAUGAAGGAUCAGAACCAGAACAACAGAACCAGAUCCAGUCUGGACUCUGAGGUCCUCACCCUCCCCCUCCUCCCUUCUCAGACUGAAGCCAUUCAAACUGACCUGUCUGUAUUUAUGAUCUUUGUUACAGUUUUUGGUACUCAGAUCUCAGCUGACCUCGUGUGAGUGUGACUGUGUAUAUUUAUUAUUAUUAUUAUUAAUAUGACUGUGUUAUUAUUGUUACUUUGCUGUUGUGUAGUUGUUUUUCUGACCUGCAUGAUUCAAGUUGUUUGGUGUUAGUUUUUCUUUGAGUCUGUAAAGUUAAAACUGUUAAACUGCACUAAGAUUAAAAGUUCACAUUAAA
Molecule: messenger RNA, 6418 nt
Organism: Seriola dumerili (greater amberjack)
Lineage: Eukaryota; Metazoa; Chordata; Actinopteri; Carangiformes; Carangidae
Gene: lrp12
Product: LDL receptor related protein 12
Exons: 11
Coding region: 847-3474 (875 amino acids)
Cellular component (GO): plasma membrane
Molecular function (GO): protein binding; low-density lipoprotein particle receptor activity
Source: RefSeq, a predicted model, not a curated record